AUGGCGCGCUCAGCAACAGAUGCAACGAGAUUUACAUCGACCACUCCACACGCUGCUACAAAACCAAAGCCCGUAUCGAGAAAUCCAGGUCCACCGGGAGAAACACCACAACAAAGAGUCAAGAGGUUAAGAGCUGCGGCAGAUAAAGCUAGAGAUGCACAAAUUUCGACCUUUGACAAGUUGAUUAUGAGGGGAAGAGUGUGGGCGGAUAAGGCGCAUAGGUUUACAGCUUUUAGUUUGAUCGGACUUACUUUUAUUGCCGGUGGCGUCACAGUUUAUGCAUUGGGAGAUAUGAUGAUAUAUAAUCGCAAAAAACGCGCUGAGUUCUACGCCGAACAGAAAUUUCAAUAUGCCAUGGCUCUUGAGAGCGCACAAAAGGCCGCAGCAUUUGGCACUGCAACAGAAUCACAGCUAGAGUUUUUGGAUAGAGAAAAGGAACGGGAAGAAAGGGUGAAAAUCGCCGAAGAAGCCAAAAAGAAGUCAGGGCCAUGGAAGAAGAGCAAGGAAUGGCUAUUUUCAGGCUUAAAGAAGGAGGAGGGAGGAGAUAAUGUGGGCACUAGUGAGAGAAGAUUGGGAUAUGAGGCACUGAGUGAAGAGGAUGAUAGCCUUGGUGAGAGGGAGAGCGAUGUUUUAAGGGCGAUUGAAGGGAAGAAAAUGGCAAUACAAGAUAAAGCGAAGUCCGUUUUUGAGGCGGAGAAGGAAAGACAAAGAAGAGGUGGCCCCCUGGAUAGGAUAGGGACUGAAGCGGAGGAGGAAAAGCCGAAAUCUGGUGGUUGGACAUCAUUCAUGAUAAGGAGGUGA
Sclerotinia sclerotiorum 1980 UF-70 is the source of this 801-nucleotide messenger RNA. RefSeq lists its product as hypothetical. The record is from RefSeq and is a predicted model, not a curated record. Bases 1 to 801 code for a protein of 266 amino acids. NCBI's taxonomy places the organism in Eukaryota, Fungi, Ascomycota, Leotiomycetes, Helotiales, Sclerotiniaceae. The transcript has 2 exons.